Molecule: messenger RNA, 4376 nt
Organism: Artibeus jamaicensis (Jamaican fruit-eating bat)
Lineage: Eukaryota; Metazoa; Chordata; Mammalia; Chiroptera; Phyllostomidae
Gene: GPX7
Product: glutathione peroxidase 7
Exons: 3
Coding region: 84-644 (186 amino acids)
Biological process (GO): response to oxidative stress
Molecular function (GO): glutathione peroxidase activity
Source: RefSeq, a predicted model, not a curated record
UCCUUCCGCCCCCCAGGCUGGGUUACCCCCCCUCUCCCACCCUUGUCCUUGCCCUCGCAACCCAGCCACCUCAGAAGAGAGUCAUGGUGGCUGCUCUGGUAGCAGCGUGGCUGCUUCUAGCGGCUGUGGCGUGCACUCAGAGAGACCAGGACUUCUACGACUUCAAGGUUGUUAACAUCCGGGGCAAGUUGGUGUCGCUAGAGAAGUACCGUGGCUCGGUGUCCCUGGUGGUGAAUGUGGCCAGCGAGUGUGGCUUCACAGACGAGCACUACCGAGCCCUGCAGCAGCUGCAGCGGGACCUGGGGCCCCACCACUUCAAUGUGCUUGCCUUCCCCUGCAACCAGUUUGGCCAACAGGAGCCCGACAGCAACAAGGAGAUCGAGAGUUUUGCCCGCCGCACCUACAGUGUCUCUUUCCCCAUGUUUAGCAAGGUCGCAGUGACUGGCACUGGUGCCCACCCUGUCUUCAAGUACCUGACCGAAACUUCUGGAAAGGAGCCCACUUGGAAUUUCUGGAAGUACCUCGUGGCCCCAGAUGGAAAGGUGGUAGGGGCUUGGGACCCAACUGUAUCGGUGGAGGAGAUCAGACCCCAGAUCACAGCGCUUGUGAGGAAGCUCAUCCUGAAGAAGCGAGAAGACUUAUAACCACUUUCCCUCCUCUCCCACUCUCCCCUUCCUCCCUACCUUGCUUUUUGGUGACCAAAGCAAACUCAAAUGGUGCUUCAAAGGGAGAGACGAUGGCUCUCCUUCAUCCAUAUUUAUCUCACCUAUGCCAUCACUCCUGUGAGGGGGAAAUUCUAGCAUUCUGAUGAUUUGAAUCUUAGAGCAACCUAUAGGAACUGGCCAAUGAGAGCUCUUGACCAGUGAAUCACCAGCCAGUAAGAACUUCUAGCCCAUGAAAACAUGUGGCAAAUAGAACUAUAUCAAGCAACAAUCUCCUACCUAUUAAGAACUCUAUGAAACAGGGCCGAUUCCUACCUCACAGGGCUGUUGUGAGGAUUAAUGAAAGACCUAUGAACGUGCCUAGGACAAUGGCAGCCCAACAGGAGACACCCAAUAAAUGUUCUUUGCAUAUAAACCAAAAAAUAACGUGAUCAAUGAAAACUUGCACCCAACAUGGAUUCCCAACCAAUGAGAAUCCAGGUCAAACAUUUAUUUGUUGUUGUUUUCUAAAGUAUUAUUUUUUUUAAUUACCAAAGGAAUGUAAAUUCAUUGUAAGACAAUGCAGGAUGACAUGAUAAAAUGAAAAUGUACCCCUCAAGCCUUUUUGUAUCGGGCCAAUCAUUAUGACUCACUGAAAUUUCCCUGACCAAAAGUACACUACAAUAAUGAAGAGACAAAAGAUACGAAUAGAUAAUUCACAGAAUAUAGAUGGAUAAUAAGGAUAUGAAAAGAUAGUUACCUUAAUUCAAGUUGGAAAGAUUUUCAAUUUUUUUAUCUUCACCCGAGAACAUUUUUUCAUUGCUUUUAGAGAGAGGAAGCAAGAGAUAGAAAGAUCGAUGAAAGAGAGAAGCACUGAUGGAUUGUCUCUGGAAUGUACUGGACUGGGGAUCUGACGUGCCAGAACUAGGGACCAAACCUGCAACCUAGGUAUGUGCCUUGACCUGGAAUUGAACCUUCAGCCCUUCAGUUACAGGACAGUGCUUCAACCAACAGAGCCACACUGGCCAGGGCACCAAGUUGGAAAGAUUUUAAAAAUGAUAAUACCCAUUGUUGAUAAGGAUGUGGGGAAAUAGGCAUUUGCAUAAACUAUUGUUGGGACAAUAAAAAGGCACAAGUUUUUGGAGGGUGAUUUGGCAAUAUCUUUUAAAACAAAAUGUUCAUACCCUUUGAUCCAUUAUAUAGAAGACCCCCAAACUGUGCAAAUAUAUAUGUGUAUACAAAUAUAUAUGUGUAUACACUGUUCAUAAUAGUGAAAACUGGAUAUAAUCCUUGUGUCCAUCAACAUAAUUUAUUACCAACUUGUGGUCUGGUAAUAAAUUAUGGUACAAAUCCAAAUGAUACACUAAUAUAGUUAUUAAAUUAAUGAAUUAGAUUUCUAUAUGCUAUCACAGAAAGUUGUCCAAAAGUGAAAAAAGGGCAAGCUGUACAACAGAAUGAACCCAUGCACACACACACAAAAUCCAGUAAGAGAAUAAUAUUUUUAUUAAAAAUUUACAAUGUUCCCUGGUUGUUGUGGCUCAGGUGGUUGGAGCAUUGUCCCGAAAACCAAUAGGCCUCAAAUUUGGGUCAGGGCACAUGCCUGGGCUGCAGGUUUAGCCCCCAGUUGAAGUACAUACAAGGCAGCUGAUUGAUAUUUCUCUCUGAUAUCAGUGCAUCUCUCCCUCUCCCCUUCCUUUCCCCCCUCUCUCUCUAAAAUCAAUAAGCAUGUCCUCAGUUGAGGAUAAAAAAAAUUUACAAUGUUAAAUGAGAAGGAGAGAAGGGGGAAGGAAUAUAGACCAAAACAUUCAUGGUGGUUGCGGGUGAGGGCUGGUAACAGGACUCACUCACUUUCUUCAUUAAGUAUUACUGUGAUGUUUGAAUUUUGUAUGUAAAAUGUAUAUUUCACUUCUAUAUAAAUAUUUUUAAAGGCAGCUAGAACCUGAGGUGAUGGGUAAAGUCACUGAUUGAUAAUUCAUUGGCCAGUAAGAAUUUCUUGUCUACUUCUCCCAAGGUCACUCUUCUAGAAGACACAGACACAGAUUCAAGUCCCAGCUGUGCCCUGACUCAGACUGAGCAAACUACCAUAGUUUGCUGUGUAUAAUGCACACCCACGGUUUUGUGUGCAUUAUACACAGGAUUAUGCCCAUGAUAUGUAAUCAUUAUACCCAUGUAUAAUGCACAUCCUUAUUUUUCCCUCAAAAAUCUAGGCAAAAAAUGCACAUUAUACAUGGCAAAAUAGGGGUAUUUCCUGUCUUCUGUCCUCAAUUUUCCCACUGGACCACAAGAGAGUUGAACUCUGCUUAUAGGUCUCAAAGUCUCCCUUAAUGGUCAUCCUCAAAAGCUGCCCAGAGCAAAUGAAGGCUCUCUUUGUGCUGACCACAGCCCUUCUGAGGUGACCUCCAGAGUGCCCUUACACACCUUGCUUCAUGCUCCAGCUUGGUAUAUACUUCGUGUGUGUUUGCAUACAUAUACAUGCAAUGAAACCCAGCUAUCAGGGACAUUUCUGGGAUGGAAAUCCCGAGCCACAUUCUCAGUGGACACAUCUCUGACUUUAUCCUUCUUGACCUCUCAGCCACAUCUGCUAUUGCUGACUACACCCUCUUCCUGACACAUUCUCUUGCCUUAGCUUUCAUGUCACUGUCUUCUCUUGGUUUUCUCCUUUUCUCUGAGUGCUCUUUCCUUCUCAGUGUUGGUUGAUGUUUCUUCCUCUGUCCACUCCUUCCCUAUUGUUCUUCCUUGAGGUUUUAGGCUGGUCCCUCUUGUCACUUUAUACACUCUUCUGCAGCAGCUGUCCCAUUUUUUUUCUCAUGGUUUUGACCUUGGACUCAGAUCUCUACCUUGGACUCAUAUCAACCUGCCUACUGACAUGCCUGAAGAUACCUGAGUUCAACAUACGCAGAACUCACCUGCUCUUGUUCCCACCCAGCCUUUGCAAACCCCCUAAGCCUUUCCCGUCACAUACCACUCUAUUCUCACUGUUUAAGCAACUACCCUCUCUCCUCUCUCUUUAGUACAGUGCCUGAUCCUUAUCAGAGUACAGGUAAUUAGAUGGCAAACAUUUUGAGCAAUAGCUCCAUGCUGUCCCUGGCUACCUCCUAUCUGAAAACCAAAGACAAGCAAACAGUUUCCCCUAGAAGUUUAGAGUCCAGCUGAGAAUUUUAACAUCUCAUUUAGACCUUCAUUCCUUUCAGCAUUAUCAGCUUUCUGCUGUCCUAAUGUGCAAGAGUCCCCUAGGAAAAAUCUCACUUUAAAUCCUUAUCAACUAUUAUCUUAGUCAUUGGUUAACCAGUAAAUACUAACAAAUCAGUUAAUAUUUCAUUUUCUACCAAUACUUUAGUUAUCUUCUAACUCUUUACUUGUAAGCUAAAUACUUUAUUUAUUGGGCUACAUAUUAGCUCUCAGUAAUGUGGAAGAAAAAGGGCAGGUCUUUCUGGGUAGUCAUGCCCCAGGCCUAUAACUUCUUUAGUGAAAGGUUUUUAAGCAAGUUCUGUUCAUUGUUCUUGGGCUGGAGGUUAACACACCUUUGAAACCUGGAAGUAAUACUGCUCAGAGGUGUAAUCACUCUUAAGAAAGCACCUAAUCUAGUAAUCUAAUCCUGCCUUGCUUUCUCCCACCUUCAUGUAAUCUUCCUUAAAUACCUCAUUAAUUCCAAAUGAAUAAAAAAAAUGCAAACUGUUACUCUACAGAGCAUCUGAGAUCUUGGUCCCCCACAUAUUUUGUCAGUUUGGCUCAAAU